AUGUCCCUCGCGAAGACGUACCUCGCGUCGUACAACGCCGCGCUCGUCGCCGGCUGGUCCUACGUCCUCAUCCUCGCCUUCGCCGCGCUCCGCACCGCCGGCCCCUCCGCCGUCUACGCCGCCGUCGAGCGCCCGCUCGCGCUCGCACAGACCGCCGCCGUGCUCGAGAUCGCGCACGCCGCGUGCGGGAUCGCGCGAUCGCCCGUGCUCGUCACCGCGAUGCAGGUGAGCAGCAGGUUGAUGGUCGUCUGGGGCGUCUUACAUCUCGCCCCGGUCUCGCGCACGGCGAGUCUGGACGUCGUCGGACCGCUGAAAAUCGGCGUACCGUCGCUCAUGCUCGCCUGGGGCGUCACCGAGGUCGUGCGGUAUAGCUUUUACUUUUUUAAGCUCGUUCGGGGCGACGUGCCGAGGGCGGUGACGUGGUGUCGAUACACGUUGUUCAUCGUGCUGUACCCGCUAGGCGUGAGCUCUGAGCUGUUUCUGGCGUACAGCGGGUUCAAAUAUUUGGUAAAAACGAACCCGUUGGCGUACGAGAUGCCGAAUGCGGUGAACUUUGCGUUUCAUUUGCCGACGGCGAUGCUCAUGUUCUUCGCGGGAUACGCGCCGGGCUUUCCGAUGUUGUACGGGUACAUGCUCGGCCAACGCAAGAAGGUUUUGGGUGCGGCGAAGAGCAAGCGCGACUGA
Molecule: messenger RNA, 684 nt
Organism: Ostreococcus lucimarinus CCE9901
Lineage: Eukaryota; Viridiplantae; Chlorophyta; Mamiellophyceae; Mamiellales; Bathycoccaceae
Exons: 1
Coding region: 1-684 (227 amino acids)
Biological process (GO): sphingolipid biosynthetic process; very long-chain fatty acid biosynthetic process; fatty acid elongation
Cellular component (GO): endoplasmic reticulum membrane
Molecular function (GO): 3-hydroxyacyl-CoA dehydratase activity
Source: RefSeq, a predicted model, not a curated record